Molecule: messenger RNA, 918 nt
Organism: Giardia duodenalis
Lineage: Eukaryota; Fornicata; Diplomonadida; Hexamitidae
Product: Cathepsin B
Exons: 1
Coding region: 1-918 (305 amino acids)
Cellular component (GO): lysosome
Molecular function (GO): cysteine-type endopeptidase activity
Source: RefSeq, a predicted model, not a curated record
AUGCUAUUUGCUGUCCUCGUUGUUGCAGUUCUAUCAACUCCGUUCUAUAGCCCCCAUCUCCUGAAAUAUUUGAACAAGAAGGAAAACAAGCUCUGGGAGGCGGGAAUACCGGCUAAAUUCGCUAAUCGAACGCAUGAUGAAGUUACAAAGAUGUUCUUCCCCCAUGCGUUCCUUAGACCAAAUAUUCCCCGCUAUUAUGGCGUGAAUAUUACUGAGGAUGAUCUCUAUCCUCCGGCCGGCUCCCCUGACCGUCUUGACUAUCGCCAGACCCAUCCGGAGUGCUUUUUUGAACCGGAAGACCAGAAAGAAUGCUCCUGUUGCUAUGCAUUUGCAACCCUGGGCGCACUAUCUACACGUCGCUGCAUCGCAAAGCUUGAUCCCCAAGCUGUCUCUCUUUCCGUUCAGCACAUGGUCUCGUGUGACAGCGGCGAGGCCGGUUGUCAGGGAGGCGAGUUCGAAUCAUCCUGGGCUUUUCUCGAAACAGAGGGAGCAGUAAAAAGUGACUGUCUUCCCUACACCAGUGGCGAAACUGGUAAAUCAGGUGAGUGCCCCACGACGUGCCAGGAUGGAACCCCUGUCGAGAGCGCCUUCCAUUACAAAGCUGCCUCGGCCAGCCGUCUUAGCAACUACAAUGAGAUCAUGGUGUCCCUUCUUGCCGAUGGGCCAGUGCAAACGGGCUUCUACGUCCACGAGGACUUUCUAUAUUAUGUCGGUGGGAUCUAUCACAAGGUUUAUGGCACGAGCCUUGGUGGGCAUGCAGUUCUUAUUGUUGGCUAUGGAAGCAUGAACAAUCACGACUAUUGGAUUGUUCGUAAUUCUUGGGGGUCGGAUUGGGGUGAAAAUGGCUACUUCAGGAUACUCCGCGGAACAAACGAGUGUGGCAUUGAGAAGAAUGCGUGGCAGGUAGCAGUGAAGUAA